Botrytis porri is the source of this 2058-nucleotide messenger RNA. RefSeq lists its product as uncharacterized. The transcript is spliced from 11 exons. NCBI's taxonomy places the organism in Eukaryota, Fungi, Ascomycota, Leotiomycetes, Helotiales, Sclerotiniaceae. The record is from RefSeq and is a predicted model, not a curated record. Gene Ontology annotation, molecular function: protein binding. Bases 1 to 2058 code for a protein of 685 amino acids.
AUGCUGAGCCCUACAGAUUACCUAGCAUUAUCCAGCGAGUUCAAUCGCCAUGCUUCAUCUAAAGCUCGCAAUACAGGGGAAUUGAUUCGAGAGACUUCACAAUUUGAUCAGUGGUAUUCAUCUGCUGUCCAUGGGUCUAUUUGGAUCAAGGCAGUCCCGGGUGCGGGCAAGAGUGUCCUUGUAGCCUCCAUGGUUCAAUCGCUUUCGGCCAACGAGUCCCUUAACGCCUUGGGAUCAUUUGGACCCGCUCAAGUCAAGGUUCUUUUAACCAGUCGACCAAAACGAUAUCUCCAACAAGCGUUCAAAAAUCCCCAAGUUAUUUACCGCGUAAAGCAAUUUGCUGAGGAUGACAUCAGUGGGAACAUGCAAAGUUUUAUCCAGAACACUUCUAUCAAGAGCAAAGAACACGAUGAGGUUUUAAUACGAGAAGUGAUAGUUAAAUUACCCGUGGGUCUUGAAGAGAUGUACAUUAAGUCAGCACGACCGAUGCGCCUGAUAGAAUUUGCUAAGGCUAUUCAACACAAUCCUCACCGUGCCAAAAAUGGCAGAGAUGCUAAAGAAAUCGUCAGAUCUAGCUAUGGUGCACUUCUCAAAGUAAUGGAAGAUGGGGUUGUGCAAAUUUUGCAUCAUUCUUUUACAGAAUUUCUUUUGGAUGGAUGUACAUUUUCUUCAUACCCAAUCUCGAAUGAUGCAAAAGAUGGUGGAGGUAACUUGGAACAAUCCAUGCGACUAUUUGGCUUUGGUCGAUCGUUCGUACAAUUUCCACUUGCCAAGUAUGCUGCAAAGAACUGGACUUAUCAUGCCAAAGCGUACGACUGUGAAGAUACAGGUUUCUAUGAGAAACUGGAAGAAUUCUGUAAGUCUGAGAGCCAGACAUUUAAAGCUUGGUCAAGGUUGGCCGGCGCGUUGAGAAACUCUCCCAAUACAUUUCGUUUUUGGCCACAAUUUGGUCAAGCUCUAGCAUCUGAAAUGACUUCCCAUCUUCAAAUAGCUUCUAGUUUCGGGCUAGGCUGUUGGACACAAAGACUCGAAGUUGUGAGUAGAUUACUGAAUGCUGGUGCUAAGCCAAACAUCGGCGGACAUGAUGGACUGAAGCCUCUCCAUGUUGCAGCCUUAAAUAACCAUGUAGGAGUGGUUAAGCUCCUGCUUGGCGCUGGUGUGUCUCCUCUGACCGCUCGGAUGGAAGGCACAGCAAGCCGCUGUGGAAAUGCUCCGCCAAAUGCCAGUCAAUACCCACUAAUGAUCGCCAGUAAUGCCGGCCAUGUCGAAACAAUAACUGAGAUGAUUCCGUAUCGCGAGCCAAAAGAACUUGAAGAGGCUUUAUUGCGAGCAGCUCAUAAUGGACAUCAUGUUUUGGUUUCUACUCUCUUGGGAAAAGCAAAUGUUUCUCCCAACGCAAAAGCGCCCGUAGGGUAUGGUGAUAUGGGCUUUAUAAGAGGCCAGACUGCCCUAAUGGUAGCGACGAGUUCCAUUGAAGCAAGAUCUGUAAAGACCAUAUUGAAGAAAGGAGAGAUGCCAAAUUUAGGCAGUAAUCACUUAACGGAACUUGGCUCAGCUCGUCGCGUUAUACACAGUAGAAAUCUACCAGAAUCGGGGGAUGGAACGCCACUCCAUGAUUUUGGUAUACUUUUGUUGGCAGAUGCUGAUCUUGAAGCCCGAGAUAACAACGGCGACACUCCUCUGCUACUUACAGUUUCACCCAAAAGUCAUAGAAAUUCUCAAAUUGCUCUAGAGCUUUUAUUCUCGGCUGGUGCUGACCCAUGCACCAUGAACUCUGAUGACGAGAAUUUGCUUCACCGAGCUUGUGAAGAGCUAUCGUCGACUGACCUUGCCAAACAAGUUUUGGCCUUCGGAGCAAACCCUAAUCAAGCUCGAAUCUCAGAUGGAGUAACUCCGUUACAUUGUGUGGUGGAUGACAGACACAAGCCAACCGAGCUCAUUGAAUUGCUUGUCAAUCAUGGUGCUGAUAUCAAUGUCCAAGAUAUUAACGGAGAUAUCAACGGAUAUACUACCCUACAUCGUGCUUACAGAUCCUCAUUAGUUCAACAGGUGAUCUGA